AUGAAGGGACCCUCACGGAUCACUCUGACCACCGGGCUUGCUGCUGCUCUGGCGGCGGCGGCGGCACUAGCACCGAGACGGGUUGUCAUGGAGGGAGAGGCUUUCGAGAAUUUCAAGUUCAGCCUUCCCGUCAAUAUCUGGUGCGGUACUCGGGGCUUUGGCGCCGGCUGGCUCGAGAAGGAUUUUGAGCCUUUUCGAAUUGACGCCAGGGACCGUGGAGCCAGUCGUUGCUCGGGGUUAUUGCUCCAGGAUCCUAUGGUGGCCGUCAUGGUUAACAUGGUGAAAGUCACUGCAGAUGGUAUGCAUUGUUCUGACAUUGAGUCUGUUGUUGUCCGCGACGGACGGCCCAGCCAGCUGGGACUCUGGGACUCUGGGAGUCCGGGACUCCCCAUCCAUCCUCCGGUCAACCUUUUCCAAGCAUCGAAGCUCAACCAAGCCGCCUUCAUCACGGUACGGUACUACUCUACCGAGCACUUCCACUUGUUGUACCUACUGUACUGGGGGAUGCACGAUCCAGCGGACGACAGUAGGGGCAAGGUCAUGCAUUCUUGGCACAGGAUUCGCGCACUGGGCGCGUACUUGGGUAUGAGGGUUAUACGGGUUAUACGGGUUAGGAGGGUUAGGAGGGUUAGGAGGGUUAGGAGGGUUAGGAGGGUUAGGAGGGUUAGGAGGGUUAGGAGGGUUAGGAGGGUUAGGAGGGUUAGGAGGGUUAGAAGGGUUAGGAGGGUUAGGAAGGCUAGGAGGACGGGUCAGAAGGGUCAGAAGGGUCAGAAGGGUCAGAAGGGUCAGAAGGGUUCUAAGGGUCAUAAGGGUCUGAAGGGUCAGAAGGGUUAUAAGGGUUAUAAAGGUCAUAAGGGUCAUAAGAGUUACAAAGGUCAUAAGGGUUAG
This is a messenger RNA of Drepanopeziza brunnea f. sp. 'multigermtubi' MB_m1, 888 nucleotides long. NCBI's taxonomy places the organism in Eukaryota, Fungi, Ascomycota, Leotiomycetes, Helotiales, Drepanopezizaceae. The record is from RefSeq and is a predicted model, not a curated record.